CGCCCCCUUUAUAGGCGCACUACAUAGGCUAGGACACAAUGGCUUUUCUGCCCUAGAUAGCGCACGAGCUGUCACAGCGAUUUGAGAUUAAACCCCGGUAUUGGUUGAGGCACUCACGUGACUUGAUGUGAUGAUGGCGGAAGUUAGUAGUCGGUCUGGAUGUGCCUUAGCAAUGGCGAAGUUUGCAGUUUUAUUUGUAUUUUCUUUAUUAUGUACCUGCAAGGCACAAGUGCCUUUAAUCAUGUGGACCAGUGAUGGGUACACUUUGCCAACCCGGCUUGAAGCAACAGCUGGUGAGAUUGUCUCCGGUGCGAAGUUGGCGUCCUAUCUGAACUCAGCCUUGACGACUUCGCCACACAACGUGCUGCUGUUUUUACAGGACGAGUUAAGCAUGGAUGAUUUCACAGCAUACGGCGGGGUGUACGGCAACAAGAAAGACAGCGUCUUUGUAAACUUGGAGUCCGCACUGCAGGCCUCCACCCCCAUGGUGCUUCCGGCUCUGGCCUGGACUGCAGCCGAAUCUGUGGUGGAAAUCUUCCGGCAAGAGCUCAGACUUCCUGCAGUCAACAUUGCACCAUCAGAACUCGGCCAGCUUCAGCUGAACACAGCAAAGCCUUCUCUACUGGUCAUCAGGCUCCCAUACACCACUGGUGCCCAAUCAAAAGAGCUUCUUAGGAAAAAUGAUGAGACCAUUGGAUACGUCCUGACUAUACUGCGAGCUCAGAGUGUGCCUUACACCGCUGUUUACACCGGCCUGAGACCUUCUCAUGUAAUUCAGGACACAUCCAUGGCUUGGGACUUAACAGGACGCUCGCUGCUGCAGGCACCAUCGGUACCAGACGUCAAACCUCCAGUGACUUUCAACAGUACUGAAGGAAAGCCUUGUAUUCUGUUCUGGGCUGAUAAACUAAAUAUCAGCUACAACGGGGGAGACUUUUUUGAUUUAGGCUCUCUUACUUUCAAUGGCUCGGUCUCCCUGGAAGGUUCUCUCUGUAAUGAGACCAUUUCCAGACUUGUACUGAAUUAUCAAAACGUUCUGAGUUUCCGCUCCUUCCAGCUUAUCUUCACGAUACGCAAGACCUUCUUCCCUGUUUCGGCUCGUUACUGGGCGGUCAUGGAGCAGGUGGAGCUGAACUACGACGGCCAGACGGCCAUCUUCAACGCCAGCCGUGGAAUCUAUUCUCCUGCCGAGUAUUCCUUCCACUGUCAGAAAGUGAGCAGUGCUCAGAGCCCCCUGCUGGUGCCACGGGAUAUGACCGACAACGCCACCCACUGGAGUGUCCUCUUCACUGACUUCCAGAUCCAGGGCUUCAACGUGACUGGGGAUUUCUCGUACGCCAGCGACUGUGCCAGCUUCUUCACGCCGGGAAUCUGGAUGGGGCUGCUUACUUCUCUGCUCAUGGUUUUCAUCCUCACCUAUGGCCUGCACAUGAUUAUGCAGCUGCGCACCAUGGACCGCUUUGACGAUCCUAAAGGCCCUAGCAUUUCAGUGCCUCAGAACGAGUAAUUCGCAACUAAAGUAUGCCUUCCGGUUUUAUUUUUAUUGUGUUUGUCCUGACCUAGAUUAGAAACCUGUUUUCAUUCCAGAAGUUCCAGAUUGUAGAGCUCGCUCACUAUGCGAGGUGUUCGUCCUGUAGUCAGGACUACAACCUUGUGCUGUUUCAGGUACGGAAUUAGUUUAGCAGUUUGUGGUUUUGCUGACACCUCCCUCCCCCCGCCCAACGAUUUUGUAACAUUUGUUUCACAGUUAUGCAGUUUCCUUAUCAUGUACUUUCCUGAAGAAACAGUACUUCUCCUUAAGUAUUAACACCACUAAUAGACAAAAAAAAAUACAGAUCAGUUGUUUUUAUUCAGCUGUUGCCAUACUGACAUUGAAUGUCUUGUACAAUGCUAAACCUGCUAUGUGUAUUUGAUACAGAUGCGGUACUUGCCAAAAAUGCCAUAUGUACUACUGAAGUGUCCUUGAACAGUUAUAAUUUUAAACAUAUUUUAAUACCAAAGCAAAAACAAAAGCCUGUGGUUUAUUCAUUAAUAUCUAUGAACUGCUGUGCCAUAGGGUUAAUUCUUUCCUAAAUCUCUCACAUUCUCACCCAACAUCCCUGAGUUUAUAGCUGUGUAUGUGACAACAAUAUGUGAAUAAUAGAACCGGUUAGGGUGUGCUGUUAUAGGAAAAUGAAAACAAUGGUAGGAUGCAUUACCACCCCAAAGUUGAUUAUCGUCGUAUAACAUCACAUCCCAAAAUAUUUUAUUCAUUUCAUACCACAACAGUUUGCUAACGGAUUUUUUUUUUUUUACAUUAUUAAAGAAUGGCACAUACUUAAUGGAAACAUUUUCUUUUUUUGUCACUUAGUUAGCACCAGGCUCUCUUUUUUUUUUUUCUUUCUUUCUUUCUUUCAAUUAAUGACAGAAAAAAUAAUGCAGCUGGUCAUGUUUUACAAGACACUGUAAAGUACUCCAUCCUGAACACUUUCCCAUGUCAGAAAGGUUACAGCUUUACCUCUGACUUUUACGUAGUACUGACACUGGAGACUCCUUCCAGAACUGCUAAAUAAAUAUCUAUCAUUCAUUUUACAUUUUUCUUUUUUUAAAAAAAAAUCUGUUUAUAUGGAGCAUCUGCCAUACAAGUCCUUGUGUAAAUUGUUACUAUUGAAACGAUAAUGUAUGACCCAUGCAUUAAUAUAAACCUGUGAUUUGCCUUGCAGCUGACACUACUGUCAGAGCUGCUGUUCUAGAAAAUUAAUCAACGCUGCCGUGUAAACCGCAAUAUUCAACAGUAAAAUACUUUUAAUGUGGAGAUUCAGUGUAAUCUUUCUUGACGUUUAAAUGCCACAGAGGACUGAACUGUUGUCCCAAAUGUUUACACAUUUGUUCUGUUAAAAUGCAGUCCAGUGCUAAGUUACUAGUAAACAUUAUUUUAGUUAUAAAAAUGUAGAAAUUUACGGUAUAUAGUAAUGAAUAAAAUUUUCGGAUUUUAUGUAACUCAUGGAUUUCAUUUUCUUACAAUUAAAUAUGAUCAAGAUUGUUCUUGUCUUAUUUAAAAAAUAAAUAAAUGAACAGGUCAUGCUUAAGAAUAUUCUCAUGGUAACUCCAGAACGCGCUGCCUGCGUCAUUAUCGUCACCGUUGCUGGAUGUGUAAUUGAAAGAAAACUUGGCAAUAAUUUAAAGCUUAUAUGUAUAUGUGUGCCGUUUAAAGUGCUACCAUUAUGUGGACAUGGACAAAAGAAAUAUGCUUAUGAAAUAAAUAUAUUUAUAAAUGA
This is a messenger RNA of Ictalurus furcatus (blue catfish), 3257 nucleotides long. RefSeq names its product ATPase H+ transporting accessory protein 1b (gene atp6ap1b). The transcript has 10 exons. Gene Ontology annotation, cellular component: proton-transporting V-type ATPase complex. The record is from RefSeq and is a predicted model, not a curated record. NCBI's taxonomy places the organism in Eukaryota, Metazoa, Chordata, Actinopteri, Siluriformes, Ictaluridae. Bases 131 to 1507 code for a protein of 458 amino acids.